Messenger RNA from Suillus fuscotomentosus, 357 nucleotides. RefSeq lists its product as uncharacterized. NCBI's taxonomy places the organism in Eukaryota, Fungi, Basidiomycota, Agaricomycetes, Boletales, Suillaceae. The transcript is spliced from 2 exons. The record is from RefSeq and is a predicted model, not a curated record. The annotation marks the transcript as partial.
GGGGAUAAAACUGCAAAAGUUGCAUCAUGGCUUCUUUUCGUGAAUUGCCUUGACGACGAUGGUAAUCUCAAGAGCACGAGUCUACUAUCACGGACGCAGCUGCACAACAUGGAACGUCGUCGUUGUGCACAUAUUGAGACCGCUAGCAGAUUUUCGUUUAAUCGAAUGUGGACUCAUGACGAGGUUAAUCAGUACCUGCAAAAUGAAGUGUUUCCAUUGCCAUUUGAAUAUGUUAAUUCAAAAGAAAAAGGAAUUGGAAUUGGCACACCUUCGUGCCCGUGGGUUUUAAUAAGCAAAGAGAGGCUCCGAUACGAGGUCGUAAAUGUCAACAAGCCAACCGGCAGUGAUCUUGCAUGA